This is a messenger RNA of Aspergillus uvarum CBS 121591, 513 nucleotides long. RefSeq lists its product as uncharacterized. The transcript has 4 exons. Lineage: Eukaryota; Fungi; Ascomycota; Eurotiomycetes; Eurotiales; Aspergillaceae. Bases 1 to 513 code for a protein of 170 amino acids. The record is from RefSeq and is a predicted model, not a curated record. Gene Ontology annotation, cellular component: membrane.
AUGGCUGCCCCCAUUUCCGCUUUAUGUCGUCACCUUCGUUCUCGCCUGCCCACCGGAUUCUACGGAGGCGCCUUCCUGGGCAGGCUGCUCUUGGCUGAGCCACCCUUCCGGCUGGGAGAACGGCGGAUGAUCUUCCUGUAUGCCGUACUAUGUGUGGGACUGCAACUUGUCUUCUGGCUGGUCCCGAACAUCAUUGUCGAGGCAGUGGCCAUCUGCAUUCUAGGGUCCUUUUCUGGGCCGUUCUUUGCCGCUGGUAUUUCGGUCGCCUCGAAGAUAUUCCCGGCGGAUGUUCGGAGUUCAGCAAUUGCAUUUGUCUUCGUGUUUGGCCAGAUGUUCCCAGUAUUGACCGGCAUUCUUUCUGCCCGCACGGGAGUCAAAGUCCUGCAGCCCAUGCUUGUGGCUUUGCUCUGCGCUACAGCCAUUAGCUGGCUUUGCUUCCAAGACCGCCUAAGCCGCGCGACUGAGGAGGUCCUGGGGGUUCCGAGCUUCAAAGGCCGUGUGGAAGGGGUCUGA